GUCUUUGCCGAACGAUCGCCGAACCCGAUUGAGGACUUGCCGACCGAAGGAGACGCGAGGAGGGAUGGACGUGAGGAAGGAGACGUAGAAGGAGAUAAGGUGGCGUAGGAAGGAGUGCAGGGGACACGGAAGGACACAAAGCGCGCAAGGAGUCAAGGAGGCGUAGAAGGAUUUACAGAAGGAGACACUGAAGGAAGGAAAGAUGGAGAGAGUGUGAGUCUUGCGGUCCUCCAGGAAUGAUGGCAUCUCAAGAGGAGGGUUCAACCUUGCGCCGGUUCUUCCAAUACGUGGAGGACCGCUGCCUUCAGGCGUACGACGACCUCGUCAUCCAGAACGCCUCGGACAUUUCCCGAGAGAGCGACCGCGUCCGGAACAAUGCCAACUGGACCUACUUGCAGGAAAAAAAGCAGAAGAAGAAACGUCAAGGAGAGGCAAUAAAAAGGACCGACGACGAGGCGGCCGGCGCGACGGACGUGGCGUAUUGCGGAAAACAUUUCCGGAUGGGCUUCGUGACCGUGCCGCCGCCGCAGGACCGCCUGCCCGCUCCCGGCCAGGCCUUCGGCGUCCGCUCUCAGUCCCUCACCUCGGUGGGCGCCGACGCCGCCGACGAGCGAAAACAACCGCCGCCCAAACCCAAGAGGGAUCCCAACACCAAACUCAGCGGCAGCUCGGAGGCGCUUCAUACGCAAACUCAGGAGCAAGAUGAAGUUCACUUCCGCGCGUUCGGCGAGGACUCGAAGAAGGCGCCUCCGCCCAAACCCAAACGCAACCCAAACACGCAGCUCAGCUCGUCCUUUGACGAAUCCCACGUGUGUAACCACGGCAACCACCAGACGGACACGCCGUCUUCGCAAAGUCGCUUUUGGGCUUCCCGAGACGAUUCCGAGUCCGUUUACAUCGAAAUGGCGGGAAACGUCCCCGCCAAGAGUCCGGACGAUCAGAACGAGUCGGUGUACGAGGAAAUGAAAUACUCGGACUCCUGCUUGUCUCUGUGCCACAUCCCUCAACCUUUUCCCAACCUGCUGACGCACCGGCCGCCGUUGCUCGUCUUCCCGCCGUUCCCCCCUCAGCGGUCCCCCAAUUCGGACGAGUCUCCGCUGACCCCCGUCGACGUCGCUCAGCUGUCUAUGCUGGGGAAGAAGGCGGGGCUCGCGGAACACUCCAGAAGCUCCGCAAGGAGCACAGACGAAGAAGAGUGGCCGUCCGCGUCCACCGUCACGUCUUCGGGUCGCUCGUCUGCGCCGCCUCUUCCGUCCGGCCCGUACGCGUCGUCUAGCUCCGCCCGCAACGGGAACGCGUACCCGCGCAGCCGAUCGGCGUGCCCCUCCCCCGUGAGCGCGGGCCACUCCCGGACGCCUUUGAGCCCGAAGAGACCGCCCCCCUACGACGCCUUGAUGGCCGGCCGGCCCCCGGAGGGCGCGGGGACGAAGUACGGCGACUCGGCCGCGUCGCUGGACGACCUCACGGCGCCGCAAACGUCCGCCGACAAAGACUGGAGGAGCAGGCACAGCGCUGAAGAAUUAAAGUGUUUGCGACAACUCGGUCGCUCGUCAUCAACGUCGGGGGUGCCUUCGAUGCCUUCAGCGCCGCGAGACCAUCCCGCCCUCAGCCAGAUGCCGUGGCUGUGCGGAGACGCCACCAUGAUGGAGACGAUCGAGAAGAAAAGAGUUUUGUGUCGCCAAAUCAAAAGCCGCCAGCGAGCUGAAAAGAAUCUCGGCAAACGGGACAACCUGCCCGUCGUGCCCAACUGGAGGAGGAAACAACCGCCGCCGUAUUCCGCUGCGCCCGCGGCGGCCCUCUUGUGGGACACUCCCAUCUAAGGAGCACCGCGCUCGCCGCGAUGUCUUCUGUCUUGCCGACUUGUCUCGUGGCCGGGCCGCGCAAAAUGGGACCUCAAUCAAGUGCUCGCCGAGCACCCAUUCUGAGCAGCAGGGGGCGCCGCGAAGCUGCUGCCCGUUGCUUCAGAUAUGAUUGCGGAGCACGUGCAGUGAACCGCCGCCCUUUGCGGGGAUCGGGCCCGAGCCCUGCCCCGAAUAAUCGAAAUUGGCAAAUGAUUGACCCCUCCAAAAGAGCUUUGUAAUGGAGUACAGAUGCCACAAGGUGGCAGCAAAGCACUUCAAGGGGAACUAAAGCCCCCAAAACUAAUGAAGCGGGAAUACAUUGUGUGCGCCAGCACUAGUCGAAACAUGGCACUCGGUUUAAUAUUGUGUUGGUGAAAUAACAAUUAAACAUAAUAAUUCAUCAAGGUAAGUGAGGCGCCAUGUUGGACUGUUCCUUCUCCACAUUCUGAACCGAUUGAAAGUGUUGCAAAUGGCUUGAGAACGACUCGUGAACGCUCUGGAGUCUGAGAAGCCGUGUCAAACGGCGCCUCUUCCCGAAAUGGAUCGCGCAGCCGCCACCGAGGUGCGUGCGUGCGUGCACAUUCGUAUCCGACGUUUCGUGUCUCGCUUCGCUCGCGGCUCGAAGACGUUUGAAAAAGAGUUUGGCGAGAUGAUGUCACCGAAGUCAGGGUCGCGCGAGCGCAGAGCGACGUGGACG
Phycodurus eques (leafy seadragon) is the source of this 2538-nucleotide messenger RNA. RefSeq names its product neuronal tyrosine-phosphorylated phosphoinositide-3-kinase adapter 2-like. The record is from RefSeq and is a predicted model, not a curated record. Lineage: Eukaryota; Metazoa; Chordata; Actinopteri; Syngnathiformes; Syngnathidae. Gene Ontology annotation, biological process: neuron projection morphogenesis; phosphatidylinositol 3-kinase/protein kinase B signal transduction. The coding region runs from base 237 to 1820 and encodes 527 amino acids. The transcript is spliced from 6 exons.